Aspergillus ochraceoroseus IBT 24754 is the source of this 2623-nucleotide messenger RNA. RefSeq names its product serine/threonine-protein kinase. The record is from RefSeq and is a predicted model, not a curated record. The transcript is spliced from 4 exons. Gene Ontology annotation, molecular function: ATP binding; protein serine/threonine kinase activity. Bases 167 to 2584 code for a protein of 805 amino acids. NCBI's taxonomy places the organism in Eukaryota, Fungi, Ascomycota, Eurotiomycetes, Eurotiales, Aspergillaceae. Gene Ontology annotation, biological process: protein phosphorylation; intracellular signal transduction. Gene Ontology annotation, cellular component: cytoplasm.
UUUUUUUUUUUCCCCUCCUACGCCGAAAAGCCUCGGGAAAAUCAUAGAAACCCAGCGGACUUGUGGCCCGCGCAGACGUGGCACCGGAAUAUCCAUCACGUCACGUUGUCCUCCACCUCAAAGCCGCCGCCUUUCACUUUCCCCCGAACCCUGAGAAAUCGGGAGGAUGGCUGCUGCAUUCGAUGACGAAGAUCUCUCCGUCUCUCUCCCUUCCUUCGACCGUGACCGACAUCGUGAUCGUCCCAGCGGCUCUAAUCCUCCCAAUUCGAAUUUCUCCGCCAUGGCCAUGCCCCCGCCUUCUCGCCCGGUCGGAAAGGGUGCUGACCCCUCGAGGCAGUCGCCCGCGACUACCAGGGACAUGCAGCGCCUCGACCAGUAUCAGACUGUGAAGGUUCUAGGCGAGGGCUCGUUUGGAAAAGUGAAGCUAGCCAUCCAUCAACCUAGCGGCCGUCAGGUCGCCUUGAAAAUUAUCUCUCGCCGCAAGUUGCUCUCUCGUGACAUGGUCGGUCGCGUUGAGCGGGAGAUUCAAUACCUUCAACUGCUACGGCAUCCGCACAUCAUUAAAUUGUACACCGUCAUUGCAACCAAAACCGAUAUUGUGAUGGUCCUUGAAUAUGCGGAACGAGAACUUUUCGAUUAUCUAGUGAAAAGGGGCCGCUGCAACGAUGCGGAAGCCCGCAAGUUCUUCCAGCAGAUCAUCUGUGCAGUGGAGUACUGCCACCGACACAAAAUCGUCCAUCGUGAUCUGAAGCCCGAAAAUCUCCUCAUCGACCGGGAUAAGAAUGUCAAGAUCGCAGAUUUUGGUCUGAGCAAUAUCAUGACAGACGGAAAUUUCCUCAAGACGAGCUGUGGUAGCCCGAAUUAUGCGGCUCCCGAGGUCAUCUCUGGAAAACUCUACGCCGGCCCAGAAGUCGACGUGUGGAGUUGUGGAGUCAUCCUCUACGUCCUUUUGGUGGGCCGGUUGCCAUUUGACGACGACUAUAUCCCGGCCCUUUUCAAGAAAAUUGCCGCCGGCAACUUCCAUAUGCCGUCCUACAUAUCCUCCGGUGCAGCUCGGCUAAUUCGGGCAAUGCUGCAAGUCCACCCAGUUCAUCGAAUCACCAUUGAGGGCAUUCGCGAUGACCCUUGGUUUCUUCAAGAUCUGCCUAAAUAUUUACAGCCUCCCCCUGAAGAAUUCAUCACCACCGGGGUGGACCCGUCCAAGGCGAUCGACCCGCGAAAGAUCGCCCCGGGGAAGCCCCAGUCGGCUCAGCAAAAGAUCAGUCAGGUUGCCAUCUCCAAAUUAGAAAGGAGUAUGGGAUAUGGACGGGAGGACAUUGAAGAUGCAUUAAAAAACCCCGAACCUAGCGCCAUCAAGGAUGCGUUUUUCAUCAUCGUGGAGAACGAGAUGAUGCAAACAAAUUCGCCUACUGAUGAUAAUAUGAUGGGUCCUCCUCCUGUAUUGCCAUCGCCUCCCCCAAGUCGCGCCGCGGCAUCCCCAGCAACCUCAGGUCGUCUUCCCACCUCCAAUGCGCAACAAGCACAGGCCGCGCCCCCAACCCGCACGAGAUCUAUUUCUCACCGCCAGCCAGUUCGCAUGUCCUCUCCAGCCGAUUCCGACGACCCGGAGGCCCCUAGGCCGAGUCAUGUUAGAAUUCUACCAACCAGCUUACCUUACGUCCAUGAUCAACUCAUGGAACAGCGCGAGCGUGAGCGCGAGCGGGCCCGUGCACGACACGCCGAUCGAUUGUUGGAAGAGAAAGCCCAGGCUGGCCUAGAUUCGGACGACGACCCCCACCGUCUGAACCGGUCCCCAGAGGAGCAGGAAGCCACCGCGAGAGCAUUGAAGCCCCACUCACGCAGUAUUAUCGACCUCGAAAAGCUUCGGCUUGAGCCCCCAGAAGGCCGUAGCGCUCCACAUCAACCCAGAAGGUCGCGGAAGUGGCAAUUUGGAAUCCGGUCGCGCAACGAGCCGUAUGAAGCGAUUCUCUAUCUCUACAAAGCCAUUGCAGCGCAGGGCGGAAUCUGGGAAAUGCAACCCGCCGAUCCAGAUGGUAGUACAAUGGGGCCGGAUAGUGAGUCUGGAGACCAAGCGCGGCGGUUGCAGGGCAAAUACCCGGACUUGCCAUCGGAUUACUACAUCCCUAAAGACCUGUGGUUUAUCCGGGCCCGCCUGUUGAAAGAAGGCGUCAAAGCACCGGGCUCGUCGUCGACCAGUGUGCACAGCAGCCGGAGUGAUCUUGAGGAUCUCCGGCGCCGGUUCAACCUUUCUGGUGGCGCGUUAUCUCUGGAUGAGAAAACGCUGGCAGCGACGGAACAAAUGCCGACGUCGGGUGCCUCUUCAGCCACACAACAACCCUCGAUCCCACGGGUGUCUUACGGAGUCUGGGUUUUCAUCGACAUCCAGCUGUAUCAGCUGGAGGAGAACAAUUACAUGGUUGACUUCAAGUGCGACGGGUACCAGAACGUGAUCCGCGCAGAAGGUGACACAGAGUGGCACCCGAUCAGCAAGCGAUUCCGGAACAAGGAGAAGGAGGUGACAAGCCCCUAUCCGUUCCUGGAUGUGGCGUCCGACCUUGUGGCCCAGUUGGCUGUGGCAAGCUAGAACGGUAUAUAUAUAUAUAUAGUCUUCACACACGAGAGG